Messenger RNA from Erythranthe guttata (spotted monkey flower), 1759 nucleotides. Lineage: Eukaryota; Viridiplantae; Streptophyta; Magnoliopsida; Lamiales; Phrymaceae. The record is from RefSeq and is a predicted model, not a curated record.
ACAAAAUCCCACCAUCUCUAUUGGAGGUUUUAGGUAUUCAUUUCUCUGUGAAAUCACACACACAAUCUUACUGUUUGUGAGAAUCGAUGGACUUCCAAGUAGUUGUAUUAGCAGGCGGGUUUUCCAAAACGCUCGUCCCUCUCGUUUCCAAGGAGGUGCCCAAAGUGCUUCUGCCAGUGGCGAACAGGCCAGUGCUUUCUUAUGUUUUGGAGCUUCUCGAGCAAAACGACCUCCGUAAAUUGGUAAAGGUUGUUGAAGGGGAAUCCGCGGCUCUUUUGAUCAGCUCCUGGAUUUCGAGCACGUUUGUCGAUCGACUGCAAGUUGAGGUAACAGCAGUUCCUGAGGAUGUUGGGACCGCUGGUGCUCUUAGAGCUAUUGAUCACCGGUUGACUGCAAAGGACAUUUUGGUUCUGAGUGGUGAUCUGGUUAGUGAAAUUCCACCAGGGGCAGUGGCAGCUGCUCAUAGACGACAUGAUGCUGCAGUUACUGCAAUGCUUUGCUCUGUUCCUGUCAGUGGGCCAUCAGAAUCAGGCUCAUCUGGUGCUAAGGACAAAACCAAGAAAGCAGGACGCUAUAAUAUUGUAGGCCUGGAUCCAACUAAGCAAUUUUUACUGCACAUAGCAGCUGGAGCUGAGAUGGACAAAGAUAUUCGUGUGCAGAAGAGCAUUCUUCGAGCUGCUGGCCAGAUGGAAAUCCGUGCUGAUCUAAUGGAUGCUCAUAUGUAUGCAUUCAAGAGGUCUGUUUUGCAAGAGGUCCUGAAUCAGAAAGAAAAUUUUCAAAGUUUGAGGCGUGACGUAUUGCCUUAUCUUGUCAGGACCCAGCUGAGAUCUGAAUUAUUUCUAAAUGGAGCUCAGUCAGAUGAAAAUGGCAGUGGUAUGGACGCUGUUCAGAACAGUAAAGUUUUGCUAUCUCAACUUCUUGCUAAUGCAUCCACACCAAGUUUUCAUGAAAUGUACGCACUGGAUUCGGCCGAGUCUGCUCCUAUUUCAAGGAAAACUCAUAAAUGUUGUGUUUAUAUUGCUAAUAAGAGCAAGUAUUGUGCGCGAUUAAAUUCCAUCCAAGCAUUCAGUGACAUAAAUCGAGAUAUAGUAGGAGAUGCAAGUCACAUUUCAGGCUAUAAUUUCUCGAACCAUAACAACAUAAUUCAUCCAUCAGCUGUACUUGGAUCUAAGACAACGGUGGGGCCACACUGCAUGGUUGGAGAAGGUUCGCAAAUGGGCGACAAAUGCAGUGUGAAGAAGUCUGUCAUUGGCCGUCAUUGUCGAAUAGGUUCAAAUGUUAAGAUUGUGAAUUCAGUUGUAAUGAACCAUGUGAGUAUUGGGGAUGGUUGUUCGAUCCAAGGUUCCAUUAUCUGCAGUAAUGUACAGCUCCAAGAGCGUGCCGUAUUAAAGGACUGCCAGGUUGGAGCAAGUUUUGUGGUGACUGCUGGCAGCGAGUACAAGGGAGAAUCAUUGGCGAAGAAAGAAAAGCAAUAGUAAUAAUAAUAAUUCGUUUUCUUGCAAUACUCAUCUUAAAAGUUGUUGGGAGCUUCGAUCUCGGAGGGUAAAAGUCGGUCAGCAACAAUUUUGUUUGCCAUUCUGCUUAGAGAGAUGUUUGUUUGUGCCCUUGUGCUAAUUCUCAACUCUACUAUGUGAAACAUAGGUCUCAGAAUUGAACUGUAUAUUUUACUUAGUAAUUCUUGCCAUUCCCGAAUUACAAACGGAAGCAAUGUUGCUAGAGUGAUGGAGCUUUAACUUGGUAAAAUACGAGGGUAGUUUUG